ACUUGGCCUGACUUCUCAUUUACUCACUAAUUGCAGAGCCUGGUGACUCUUAGUCUCUCUUUAUCAUUACUCCAUCUUUCGCUGUUGCGUUCUCCUGCUUCUCAGGCUUGAGAAACGUCCCAAUAUUCACUGGAUAUUCGAGUUACGAAUCGCGUUCUGUCAUUCCGACAUUGAUCGCAGCUGCGUGGGAGUGUGGAUAUGCCAUAUCUGGUUCAUCAUCAUCGCGAGCAUCAUCGACGUCGCCACUCCUGGCCUUAUUGCGGUGGUGGAACACAGCAUCAGCCGCUGGGGCGAAACUGGGUGGUCUUUCAGUCUGCACACCAGCAGCAGCAGCAGCUACAGUACCAGUACCAGCAGCAGCAACAAAAGUCCUACCAGCAACUCCUCGAACAGCAUUUCCUCGUCCCAGUUGGAUCAGAAGACUUACUUGAGGACGAUGCUGCGUCCGCGGGAAUUGGGCCCUCGCUGACGAGGACGAGGGCGAUGCCUGCAGUGGCACCGAAUACUCGUUCUCGACGGUGGUGGUCGUCGUGGUGGUCGUCCUCCGCGCGAGGGGCUUCCUCGCCGCAGGAUGAUCAUACAUCCUCUAGUGAACAUGGAGGACCGUUCAGGAAGAUGGUGCGGCCGCCGUUAGACAAGGCGAAGUCGCUAUUUGUAAUGCCCACAACGACGACUCAGUAUCCGGUCGGCGGUGGAGAGGAGGUACUCUUUACGUCGUACUUGGUGCCUUCGCCGCCGAGUUCGCCGCGUGCCGGAAAGUUAGACGCUGCAGGUCAGGUUGACGCGACUUCUGGUGGGUUGUUGUCAGUGCCGGUAGUGGAUGUUGCAGGUGGUCGUGGUGGUACUGGUGGUGGUCGGCGAGGGAGAGCAAUGGAUCUGCUGUCGGAGAGGAACCAUCGGCGGUGUCAUUCGGAGCAGCCGCGGUCUUGGAAACGGCCAAGUGCGAGCUUGUGGCCGCUUGAAGAAGAAUGAGGUGCUGCUGCUUUAGUGGUUUGUUCAUUACAUGGUGUCGUUUAAUCGGGGCUCUUCUCAUUCUAUUCCAGGCUGGUGUGCUCGAGAGUUCUGUAGGUUUUUCUUCUGCCUGUUUUUCUAUUUCUCAUUCUCACCAUGUUCUAUUUUGUUCUGGUU
Molecule: messenger RNA, 1128 nt
Organism: Aspergillus fijiensis CBS 313.89
Lineage: Eukaryota; Fungi; Ascomycota; Eurotiomycetes; Eurotiales; Aspergillaceae
Exons: 1
Coding region: 199-972 (257 amino acids)
Source: RefSeq, a predicted model, not a curated record